AUGCCUUCAGGUCAUGUUGAAGAUAACACCCUUCCUACAGGUUACAAUGCUGUGCGCUUGCACACAAAUGAAAUGGAAACCGGAGUCACAGAUGCUGUUCAAAGACAUGCCAAGCGCCAUGUCGUUCCCCCCAAACCCGUCUCUCAACGGAAACUAGAUUUUGAGCAUCUGCGGCCACGGUGGAUGCGGGAGAUGGCAGCAGAGGCUUUGGGUGUCUUUUUCUACGUAUAUCCUGGAAUCGCCUCUCAGGCUACCUUCUUUCUGAACCCGAGCGGGCCAGGCUCCGGAUCCAUCUUCCAAAUCGGCUGGGGCUACGCCAUUGGCAUCGCUUUCGCUAUCAUUGUCUGUGGCCCUACCUCUGGUGGGCAUUUCAAUCCGGCCAUUACCAUCUGCCUUGCAGUAUGGCAAGGUUUCCCUUGGUCAAAGGUACCAAGGUACAUAUUUGCUCAAAUAUUGGGUUCCUUCAUAGCUGGUCUCUUGUUGGUCGGGCAGUAUUGGCCGCAAAUAUCGCAACUCGAGGCACAGUUCAGAGCAGAAGGUCUGAGUCCCAAUUCUAACGGAGGACCGGGAAGCAUUCUGUGCUCUUUCCCGGGUUCAGCGCAAACGAAUUACGGCUACCUGUUCUUCAUCGAGUUCUUCGUUGAUAGCUUCAUCGGACUUGUAAUCUGGGCGGUUCUUGAUCCCGCGAACCCGUUUAUUGCUCCAGCUUCAGCACCCUUUGUCAUCGGUCUCGCUUAUGCGAAUAUGGUAUGGGGUUUCGCCGACGCAACGAUCUCUACGAAUCUGGCCCGUGAUCUGGGAACCCGAAUGGUCGCUGCCAUUUUUUGGGGUGGAGAUGCCUUCGGCAAAUAUGCAGCUAUUGCGAUCCUUACGAACGUUCCAGCGACUUUGUUUGCCACCUUGGUCUACGAGGUUGUCUUAAGAGAUAGCUUCGCAAUCAUUGCCAAGGGGCAUGCCGUACAUGAGGACGGAGAAGAAGGACUGGCGCAGCAUAUGACGAAGAGCGGAACGCCGCAGCAGGGCCCAGCAGGCAAUGUUGUCAGGAGUCAUCAAAGAAGCACUGAUGGGAGCCAACAACAGAAACAAGAUAUUUCCCCAGUCUAG
This is a messenger RNA of Drepanopeziza brunnea f. sp. 'multigermtubi' MB_m1, 1104 nucleotides long. RefSeq lists its product as uncharacterized. Gene Ontology annotation, molecular function: water channel activity; glycerol channel activity. Gene Ontology annotation, cellular component: plasma membrane. The record is from RefSeq and is a predicted model, not a curated record. Gene Ontology annotation, biological process: water transport; glycerol transmembrane transport. Lineage: Eukaryota; Fungi; Ascomycota; Leotiomycetes; Helotiales; Drepanopezizaceae.